GGAAGUAUCCCCAGUGGGGUUCAGCAUCAUCUCAAGCGAUAAGGCCAACGGUCCGCCGUUGCAGGUGGGGCUGGUCUACAGCACUAUCUUUUAGUGAAGUAUGCUCCCUUUUUCGAAAAUGGCACUAUCUUAUGCGAACAGGGGUGAGACCGGGAAACCUCCCCUCCAUUCUCCCGAGAGGCAGCAAUUGGCUUUUCCCUGGUCCAUGGAUAAUCCGGAUUUGUUUGGAGAUAUGGCACAAUCCGACAUUGGGCCACUCAUGUCAGGGGUAUAUUAGCCCGGCCUUUAUCUCCAGGAGCUUGUCCCCCUGAUAUUGAUCUGGGAUCCUUGAUCACCUUCGAGGUUCACUGAUCAACCUGCCGUGGCAAAUAUGGGAUCCAUCGCCCCUCAAAACCCAGUCCUUGAGCUUACGGCCCUGGAGCUUAUUGGACCCAAAGGGUAUCUGCGUUAUGUAUUCCCCUUCCAACUGCAAGAAGAUUAUGAUUUGAGCGAGGUUGCUACGGCCCUACAAACUGGGUAUGAGGCUCUCGCAGCGCGGAUUCCUGUCGUGGCUUGCGAGGCAGUGCCCGAUCUCGACACGAGGCAGAAAGGUGCGAUGAAGUUCCAAAGACACGACGAGAGUGAUGCAACGCAAAUUGUCAUCAAGGAUUUGCGAAAAUUGUAUCCUUCCCACUACGGCGAGUUGAAACGCAGGUCAUUUCCUGUGGCGGCCUUCGAUGCCGAUACAUUUUGCCGUCGAUCGGUUUGGCCUUCCGCGGGGGAACGCAUGCCAAUUUCUCUUGUCCAGGCCAAUUUCAUUCGCGGAGGAUUGAUUCUCACAUGGUGCAUUUUACACAUGGCAGGAGAUGGCAAUUCCUUUUCUACGUGGACGGCGAUUUGGGCAGAGGAAUGUCGUCGUGCCCAGGGGUUGCAUAUCGAGGAACCCAUUCACCUUCCCGACGCCGUGUGGAAAGACCGUCAGCAAGUGACAAAACCCUCAGGCCGGAACAAGGGCCAACUCGAAGAUCAUCCUGAGUACACCCUCCUCCCCUUCACACCACCAGGGGCGCCACCGAAGAUGACCUCCCUGAACCACCGUGGCCAGGUCUUCUACUUUUCUCCGGAGUCCCUCGCAGCGUUGAAAGCCGAGGCAUCACCUGUUAACGCCACUAAAUCAUCCGACCAGCAAUGGAUAUCGACCAACGACGCUCUUUCAGCACUUCUCUGGCGAACUGUGAUGGCAGUACAGUCACCGUUGGACACAUUGGAGGGUGACCCGGUUUCAGUCUUCAACAUCGCAAUCGACGGGAGACAGCGAACGGACCCUCCAAUUCACCCGGAGACUCUUGGGUGUUUUCUGGAGUAUGUCACCGUUUCACUCCCGAUUCGCAAGAUGCUGAGCACGCUGAGUCUCGCCGACCUGUCUGUCGAGAUCCGAAAAGCAAUCUUGCGAGCCGACAAGCACUUCACGGACGACGUCGUCACUCUGGUUGACCGGCUGGAAGACAUCGACCGCUUGGUCCCAACUGCCUUCCUGGAUACCCCUGGAUACAAUUGUGUACAGACCUCCUGGUUGAACUUCAAGUUGUACGGGCUGGACUGGGGCUCUUUGCUGGGCGGCCGAAUUGAGGCUGUGCGUGUGCCCCAUGUGGGCUGCAUCAACGGAGCCCAGGUUGUGCUCCCAGUAUUGCCGGAUGGUGGGAUGGAAAUUCUGGUGGGGGUAGAAGGGAGUUGCUUGGAUCGCUUGCUGAAUGACCCCUUGUUCACAAAGUAUGCGAUACCCCGGUAGCGGUCAUGAGGGGGCAGUGGGCAGUUUGCGUCUUCUGGAUCGAAAAAGAUCAUUUCCUAGCUGCUACUGGUGGCUGCAGCGUAGGAUCAGCCUGUCUGAUGACCGUUUCUUCUUCAUGACAGGCUUGGUGAGUACCAGGCGGCGAUGCAUUCCUCCAAUAAGCACAAUCCGGUGCGCAUGCAGUAGCACGAAUCAGACAUCACUUUCAAGCAUGCUAUACACCCGUGU
Molecule: messenger RNA, 1996 nt
Organism: Aspergillus saccharolyticus JOP 1030-1
Lineage: Eukaryota; Fungi; Ascomycota; Eurotiomycetes; Eurotiales; Aspergillaceae
Exons: 1
Coding region: 371-1768 (465 amino acids)
Source: RefSeq, a predicted model, not a curated record